AUGGCUGUCGUGAGUGGAACGUUCCGUAUGGUGUCGGAGGAGGAGCAGGCUCUCAGGGCCAAGCUUGAGCGCCUCACGGUCAAGGACCACGGUCCCGUGUUCGGACCCUGCGCCAAGCUGCCUGACCACACAGUGCAGAAGGCCAAGGAUGAGUUGAAUGAGACAGACGAGAAGCGGGCGUUGGCGGUCAAGGAGCUGAGGGGAAUAAUCAAGGAAACGGCGGAUGCUGGGGACGACCUGGCCAAGGGGGUGCUGGAAACCUUCAGAGAGAAGCCUGACGGCAUGCUGGUCCGCUUCAUCCGCGCCAGGAAAUACGACGUGCCCCGAGCAUUUGACCUCAUGAAGGGUUACGUGCGCUUCAGGAGAGACUACCCUGAGCUGUUUGAGAACCUGACCCCCGAGGCUGUCCGCAGCACCAUCGAGGCCGGCUACCCAGGCAUCCUGUCCAGCAGAGACAAGUACGGCCGCAUCGUGCUGCUCUUCAACAUCGAGAACUGGGACUACGAAGAGAUCACCUUCGACGAGAUCCUCCGUGCCUACUGUGUAAUCCUGGAGAAGUUGCUAGAGAACGAGGAGACUCAGAUCAACGGUUUCUGCAUCAUUGAGAACUUCAAGGGCUUCACCAUGCAGCAGGCCUCCGGCAUCAAACCCACUGAGCUCAAGAAGAUGGUGGACAUGUUGCAGGACUCCUUCCCUGCCCGUUUCAAAGCGGUCCAUUUCAUCCACCAGCCCUGGUACUUCACCACCACCUACAACGUGGUCAAGCCACUCAUGAAGGGCAAGCUGCUGGAGAGAGUGUUUGUCCACGGAGACGAGCUGGACAACUACUACAAGGAGUUUGACGCCGACAUCCUGCCUUCCGAGUUCAACGGCAAGAACUCCAAGUACGACGGCAAAGCCAUAGCAGCCAAGCUGUUCGACUGA
This is a messenger RNA of Salvelinus namaycush (lake trout), 924 nucleotides long. Its product is annotated as retinaldehyde-binding protein 1-like. Gene Ontology annotation, molecular function: phosphatidylinositol bisphosphate binding. The transcript has 7 exons. The coding region runs from base 1 to 924 and encodes 307 amino acids. Lineage: Eukaryota; Metazoa; Chordata; Actinopteri; Salmoniformes; Salmonidae. The record is from RefSeq and is a predicted model, not a curated record. Gene Ontology annotation, cellular component: membrane.